AUGGCAUGGUCUGCUAACUUUCUGAUGCUCCUUUGCAGCAAGGCCUACACGGGCCUGUUCCAUCGAGCCAUCAUCCAGAGCGGUUCGGCCCUGUCUAGCUGGGCGGUGAACUACCAGCCGGUCAAAUACACCCGUCAUCUGGCGGAGAAGGUGGGCUGUAACGUCCUGGACACGAUGGACAUGGUGGACUGCCUGCGGAAGAAAGGCUGGCGGGAGCUGGUGGAGCAGGACAUCCAGCCCGCGCGCUACCAUGUGGCGUUCGGGCCGGUGAUCGACGGCGACGUCAUCCCCGACGACCCCGAGAUCCUCAUGGAGCAGGGCGAGUUCCUCAACUACGACAUCAUGCUGGGCGUCAACCAGGGCGAGGGCCUGCGCUUCGUGGAGAACGUGGUCGACUCCGAGGACGGCGUGUCGGGCAACGACUUUGACUUCUCCGUGUCGGACUUCGUGGACAGCCUGUACGGGUACCCCGAGGGCAAGGACACCCUGCGGGAGACCAUCAAGUUCAUGUACACGGACUGGGCCGACCGGGACAACCCCGAGACGCGGCGCAAGACCCUGGUGGCGCUGUUCACCGACCACCAGUGGGUGGAGCCGUCGGUGGUGACGGCGGAUCUGCACGCCCGCUACGGCUCGCCCACCUACUUCUACGCCUUCUACCACCACUGCCAGAGCCUGAUGAAGCCGGCGUGGUCGGACGCGGCGCACGGCGACGAGGUGCCCUACGUGUUCGGGAUCCCCAUGAUCGGCCCCACCGACCUGUUCCCCUGCAACUUCUCCAAGAACGACGUCAUGCUCAGCGCCGUGGUCAUGACCUACUGGACCAACUUCGCCAAGACCGGGUGAGUAGAGGCAUUGCUUUGUGUCAGGGGGUUUCUGGUGUGAAAGAGACCCUCUUGAGGGUGCUGAUGUAGCCGAUCGCGCUUUGGAUUUACGGUAAUUGCGAUUCAAAGCCUCCUACGUUUCUGGCCCUCCCUAGCUUCGAUUGAAGCCCUUUUGAACAGAGCUUUGUGUUGUGUUUAACAUCUUGCAGAACAACACAAUAGUGUUGAGGAAAGUUGCUGCGUUUGUUUGUUAGCGAUGUUUUUCAUCAUUGUUUUCCUCUGGCCUUUCUUUGUUCUCCGUCACCUGAGACUUAUUGAAUCUGAGGAAGAUUAAACGCCCUAUUUUGUGGCUAUUUUGUCUUUGCCUCCCUGGACAUAGUAUUAGUUGAAUAUGUGCGCCUGAAAGCAAGUGUGUGUGUGUGUGUGUGUACGGGUGUGUGUGUGCGUGUGUGUGUGUGUGUUUCUGUGUGUGUUUGUGUGUGUGUUGGGGGCGGGCAUGCAUGAUUGUGCAUCAACAUUCACUAUUGGACUAUUCUAUUCGGUUCCUUCUUACACAGCCCGAUAAACAUGGAGCUUUAACAUCCAGGCCUAUUACACUGCAGCCAACAACUGUAUCGAUUCCCCGGUCUGCUCUCAGUCGAUCACCCGUCCCCUGGUGACUCUCACACCCUGCCAAGCUCUCCUCACC
This is a messenger RNA of Gadus macrocephalus (Pacific cod), 1512 nucleotides long. RefSeq names its product neuroligin-3-like. The record is from RefSeq and is a predicted model, not a curated record. Gene Ontology annotation, molecular function: neurexin family protein binding; signaling receptor activity. Gene Ontology annotation, cellular component: synapse; cell surface; postsynaptic specialization membrane. Gene Ontology annotation, biological process: modulation of chemical synaptic transmission; postsynaptic membrane assembly; synaptic vesicle endocytosis. The coding region runs from base 1 to 846 and encodes 281 amino acids. The transcript is spliced from 2 exons. Lineage: Eukaryota; Metazoa; Chordata; Actinopteri; Gadiformes; Gadidae.